Messenger RNA from Camelina sativa (false flax), 601 nucleotides. The record is from RefSeq and is a predicted model, not a curated record. NCBI's taxonomy places the organism in Eukaryota, Viridiplantae, Streptophyta, Magnoliopsida, Brassicales, Brassicaceae.
ACCCGGAUAUGCUUGAAGUGGGUAAUGGAGGGAUGACUAAAGAGGAGUACAUAGUCCAUUUCAGCAUAUGGGCAAUCUCAAAGGCUCCUCUUCUACUUGGUUGUGACAUAAGAAACAUGACCAAAGAAACAAUGGAGAUUGUUGCAAACAAGGAAGUCAUUGCUAUUAAUCAAGAUCCACACGGUGUUCAGGCCAAGAAGGUUAGAAUGGAAGGCGAUAUCGAGGUUUGGGCAGGACCAUUGUCAGGUUACAGAGUAGCUUUGCUUCUGUUGAACCGUGGACCAUCGCGAACUUCGAUUACUGCUCUUUGGGAUGAUAUUGACAUCCCUGCAAACAGCAUCGUUCAAGCCAGAGAUCUAUGGGAGCACAAGACAUUGAAGCAAAAGUUUGUAGGGAACUUGACAGCAACAGUGGAUUCUCAUGCGUGUAAGCUGUAUGUUCUCAAACCUGUUGCGUGAAAUAUGUAUAUUUAUAUAAAGAGAGUUAGUGUGGCUAUGUUGUAUUCUCCGAUUAUUCUGUAGAAACAAUAAGGGUUCGUCUCAAAUUGUGUUUCCACAGAUGUUCUCCAAUAAAGUGUUCUGUUUGCUCAAAGUGCUAAAAA